This is a messenger RNA of Owenia fusiformis, 7977 nucleotides long. Lineage: Eukaryota; Metazoa; Annelida; Polychaeta; Sabellida; Oweniidae. The record is from the annotation of a GenBank genome assembly.
AUGUUACACAAGAUAUUCUUAAUACUUUCACUGUUAUUCGUUAUUCAUCAAGCCUCUGCGAGAUGUCCACAGGGCUGGGUAAUGUACAAUAGCAACUGCUACUACUUCAGUGACUCACCAUACACAUUUAAUGACUCUAGGGCAGUUUGUCAAAAGAGGGGAGGUGAUUUACCAAGCCUUGUCGACCAAGCAGAAUGGGAGUUUGUGAAAGCCCAGGUAAAGCUUAGAAAAAAAUAUUUCUGGAUCGGUGCAACUGAUGAGGGUGACGAAGCUAACUGGCGAUGGGUGGAUGGGAAACCAUGGGAUCCCGCCCUCGCAAAGGCAUCUUGGGCGAAGGGUCAGCCGGAUAACUGGAACGAUAAGGAACAUUGUGCCAUGGCCCGCACCAAUGGCGAUUGGAACGACAUUGGUUGCACUGCGAACCUUCGCUACAUAUGCAAGAGACCAACAGAAUACAUCGACAGGUGCGACUUGGAGGACGGUUGGCAUGGUUUCGGUGACAGAUGUUACAAGUUUUUCACGGAUACAGCGACAUUUUCUGAUGCCCAAGACACGUGCAGUGGAUAUGAUGGGAAUCUCUUGAUAGUGGAUACCCCGGAUAAAUUACAGAUUUUAACUGACAGCGUAACAUGUCAGGAGAUAUCGUCAAGCCUCUGGAUUGGACUGUCAGAUACGAACGGGUUUCCUGGUACAUACAUCUGGGUUGACGGAUCACCAAUUACUAUAACAAACUGGGAUGACGGGAUGCCUAAGAACGUCGAUCCAGGAAACACAUGUGUCGAGGUCGUGGCUAUGGCGGGCUUCAAAUGGAGAACUUCAGCCUGUAAUGUGAGGAAGAAAUUUAUGUGCCAAAAACCACCGGGGAAAUGUUUGGAAGGAUGGCAGGAGCUGAACGAGAACUGCUAUAAGACCUACGGGUUGGACAGAGAUAUAAACACAUGGCCAGAAGCUCAACACACCUGCCAUGGCCAGAAAGCAGGACUACUCAAACUCGAGAGCCCACAGGAAAAUGCUGUCAUCGUGGAGAAAGUUUUUCCCACCCUAAAGGACAACGAGAUAGAAUCUAUUUGGCUUGGUCUAUCUGAUCGUGACAUUGAUGGUUCCUUUGUAUGGUGGGACAAGAACCCUGUGUUGAUACCUAACUGGGGUAAAAAUCAGCCUAGAAACACCGCAAAGGCAAUGGACUGUGGAAGCAUGCAGACAGGUGAUGCCACUGGGAAAUGGACUACCUCUUACUGCUUUACAAAGAAAGCUUUUGUUUGUGAACAUCCAAUUUGGAUAGCUCCAGAUCCAAAAGAACCACCAACGCUUUGCAAGAAGAACACGAUGGGACAGGACUGGAAUGGUGAAUUAGCAAAGACAAGAUCCGGCAGAACUUGCCAAAGAUGGGAUUCCCAAGAGCCCCACAAACACACGAGGAAUAACCCAGCUAACUUCCCUGAUGCCGACCUUGCCACUGCUGCUAACAAAUGUCGCAAUCCUGAUCGUACACCGUAUGGACCGUGGUGUUACACGAAUGACCCGAAAACAAGAUGGGAGUACUGUGAUAUACCAUUUUGUCAUGAUAUCUACAGGUGUGAGGACGGCUGGGAGCAGUACGAGACUUCUUGUUUCUACUUCGGGGAUGAUAGGAUGCGUUGGAGUCAGGCCAGGUCACAAUGUCAGAAUAUGAACGCUGACCUAGCUACCAUUAACACAGAGGACGAACAGUCUUUUAUUUCUAAAAUUGUACCAUGGCGUGGAUGGAUAGGCCUCAGGGAUACCAUCGAACAGGGAAAAUAUUAUUGGGUCGACGGUUCUCCGCUUAACUACACAAACUGGAUGCGUGGAGAACCGAAUAAUUAUUACCCCGGCGAGGACUGUGUUGAGGUACACGGCCCUGGGGAGUAUCCCUGGGGUGGGGGUUUCUACCCAGGGGCUUGGAAUGAUGACGUAUGCGAGGGGAGAAAUAAAAGUUUCAUCUGCAGAAAACCAGCAAUUCCAUAUGAUCCACCACCCACAACCAAGCCAGUGACAAAACCAUUUUCACGUCGAUGUGGACCAGAGUGGAAAUAUGACAGUGUUGGAAACAUGUGCUACCAAAUUGUGGAUAAACCGUCAAACUGGGUGACUGGAAGAGCGGACUGUCUGGCUAAAGGGGGAGAAUUGGCUAGUAUACACGGACCACACGAACAGGCUUAUGUUGGAGCAUUAUUAGCAAGUUCGUAUGGACACGGUCGAUUGCGAUUCUGGUUCGGUGGUAACGAUCGUGAUCUGGAGGGAGGGUAUGCUUGGAGUGAUGGGACUCCCUUCAAUUAUGUCCAUUGGAAGCCUGGUAACCCUAGUAACUCAGGUGGGAGGGAGCAUUGUGUCGAGAUACAGGCUAAUGACGGUAGAUGGAAUGACAACAAUUGUGCUAAAAAGAUGCCGUACAUUUGCAAAAAGUUCGCGAAGGGGUCAACAACGCUGCCACCACCUGUCACGCCUACAGCAGCACCUGAUUGUGUUGCUGAUGCGAUGAUAUCUGGAAAACACAACAUACAGGAUGAGCUUCUAAAGGCUUCGUCAAUAUGGGACAACGAGCAUGGACCUUGGAACUCUAGACUAGACUUUCAAAGACAAACGAAAUGUGUGUGGAAACUUCUCAUCGGUAUAGCUAUCAAUGGACAGAACGACAAGGUGUACGAUAAUGUCCAGUUGGAGCAAUGUAAACAAUACUGCACACUAGACCCCGCUUGCAAGAGCAUAGAAUACUGGGUCGGAGGCUCAAACAGAAUGAGAUGUUCAAUAUCCAAGUACAACUCAGACACGGCACCACCGAAUCUUGUUCACAAAAACCCUGCAAUAGAUCUCUAUGAAAAACACUGUGGUGACAUGAGAGGAAGUUGGGUGCCACAUCUGUCUGACCAUAAUGCAGCUCAAUGGAUUGAAGCAGAUUUUAUCCUUCCAAUGCUGGUGAAAGGGGUUAUUACCCAAGGUCGUCAAGAUGAACAGCAAUGGGUGACAAAAUAUAGAAUCUCCUGGAAGUAUGAUAAUACGUACAACUUCCAAUGGUAUGAGGAACCUGUAGGUAAUGCUAAGUUGUUUGAUGGUAACACUGACCAGCAGACCAAAGUGUCUCAUACGUUCAAAUACCCAGUAACUGCUCGUAGAAUCCGUCUUCACCCGACAGAGUGGUUCAACUUCAUUGCACUGAGAUGGGAGGUGAUGGGCUGUAUUGCUAAGGAAUGCACGUCUGAGCGUUUGGUAACUGGGCCUAGUAUUGUUCCUGAUGAGAGUUUAACAGCGUCCUCUAUGUGGGAUGCCCUGCACAGUCCAGCUCAGGGAAGACUUGACACAGUCAGAGUCGGUGAAUUGCGUGGGGCAUGGGUGGCAGGCGAGCCAUAUCAUGACCAGGUGCAGUACAUACAAGCUGAUUUUGGACUGAACAUGCGAAUUACAGGCAUCAUUACUCAGGGACGGGACGACCUCGACCAAUGGGUAACAUCAUACAAGGUCUACUAUAGCGUCGAUAAUGCAAACUUUCACGAGUAUCAGUCACCAUAUAACAACCCAGUGGUUUUCCAAGGUAAUUCUGACAGACGUACACUGGUUACAAACAUGUUAGAUUCUCCAUUCUGGGCAAGGUAUGUUCGAGUGAAUCCAUUGACCUGGAAUGCCCACAUCGCCAUGAGGUUUGACGUACUUGGAUGUCUAUCAGGCUGUCAACCAGCGGCACUGAUUGACGGACCAAAUCCUGUAGACGACCACCAGCUUACUGCAGCCUCUGUGUUUGACAGCAACCAUGGCGCACACAGGUCGAGGUUGAGUGCUGUCAGAGUGGGUGAACUCAGGGGUGCAUGGUCGGCAAAAUACAAUGACAAGAAUCAAUACAUACAGGUCGAUCUUUUGACCAAUAUCCACAUUCGAGCCAUUGGUACCAAAGGUCGUGAUGACACUCUCCAAUGGGUCACGAAGUAUAACCUCUACUACAAACUACAUGGUGGCGUGGGAGAUAUGCAGAUGUAUUAUGAAGAUGGGACGCCAAAGGUAUUUGAGGGUAACUAUGAGAAUAGGCAGUUGAGGAAACAAUAUUUAGCAAACCCAUUCUCAGCGCAGAUAAUUAGGUUAUGGGCAUUGGGAUGGAGUGGUCACAUUUCUAUGAGAUGGGAAGUCUAUGGCUGUCCAGAUUCUAGUGUAACAGCACCAGUUGGAUGUUUUGGUGACAACCCCGAGAAUAGAGAUUUGCCAUAUACCCCCAUAUUCUGGCCGAACGGAGCUACUGCGAGAGGAUGUAUUAACCAUUGCUUCAGAAAUGGAUACAUUUUCGGAGGUAUACAGAAUGGGAAACGCUGCUUUUGUGGUAACUCUUACGGUAAACAUGGGCCUAGUUCCGACUGCAAUAUACUAUGUCCAGGUGAUCCCGAACAGAACUGUGGCGGUGUGAACGCUAAUAUGGUAUAUGGAACAGGCUUAGCACCAACAACUUUGAGGUGUAGGGAUGGUUAUACUGCAUAUGGAAACAACUGUUACAAAGUGGUCGUAAGACCAAGGGUACCAUGGACAGAUGCCCAGUCUGCUUGUAGGAAUGACGAAGGAGAUCUUGCAACUUUGAACAGCGAGGCAGAAAAUGACUUUGCCCUUGGCCUCAUUAAAAGCUAUCACGGUGGAAGGGUGCCAUUUACAUGGAUUGGACUUAGUGAGCUUAGAUUUGAGAAUUUGUAUGAAUGGUCAGAUGGUCAACCUGUGCUUUUCACCAAAUGGAAUCCUGGUGAACCGAACGAUGCCAAUAAACAAGAGAAAUGUGUCCAUAUGUAUGCAAAUAGUAGAUGGAAUGACAGAAAAUGUGAAUCAAAAUUGCAAUACAUGUGUAUGACUCAAAAGGAAGAAAUAGCUGGUCCAGUUACCCCAGACCCAUCUUGUCCCUUAGGAUGGAAACGAUAUGGUAACUCGUGCUAUGCGUUCAUGACAACUCCUAGAACUUGGGAACAGGGGAAGUCUGCCUGCUCUGGAUUCGGAGGAACGAUGGUACGAAUCGAUGAUAGUUCAGAACAAGCAUUUGUGGCCUCUCAGUUGGGCUUGGUGGAGAAGGGGACGCUAUGGACAGAUCUUAGUGAUCAGGCGUCUCCCGGGACAUAUGCCUGGAGUAAUGGCAACACGUUUGUAGCUCUUACACAUUGGGCAGAAGGUCAUCCAGAUGAUACCAAAGGACAAUGUGUUUCCAUGGGUACGGGUCAGCUAGCUGGUCUAUGGUAUGGUACACCGUGCGAUAAAACCAAUGGCGUUAUUUGUGAGAUCACGUGUUCUGAUUGCGUCACUCCUCCAACCCUGACACCAGACCCAGGCGGCCUUGGACCUUGUGCGCCCGGAUGGAUAGAAUUUGGUAGCAAUUGCUUUGAGGUGAACAAUGAAAGGGCAAAUUUAAGGGCACCAUGGUAUGACGCCAGGCAGAAUUGUGUUCUGAAAGGAGGUGACUUAGCAAGUUUCCACAGUGAGGACGAGUUCAAAUACGUUUUUAAGAUGGGAAUACUGGAGCAAAAUCUUGGUUCUCUGUGGAUCGGGCUGAACAACAGAGCAACGGGGCAGGGCCACGUAUGGAGUGACGGGUCAUCAGUUGCCUAUACUAAUUGGAACACUAAUGAACCUAAUAACCAUGGAGGAAAGGAAAAUUGUGCAGAGGUAUACAGCGGAAAUGGUCUCUGGAACGAUAAUGACUGUAACAAGGGGAGGCAUUGGAUUUGUAAAAUAAGAAAGGGACAACAGGUCAUGUCAACUACACUACCAGCCAUACCAUCACCAGGACCCCCUGGCAGUUGUUCACCAGAUAACGAUGACUGGAAGAGUUAUAAUGGUAAAUGCUACUACGUUGGCAAAGGGGGUGAUGAUGAGACGUUGUCCUGGUUCGCUGCAGACCAGUUCUGCCAUGACAAUGGAGGUUAUCUGGCAUCAGUUCACUCUGACGAUGAUAACAAUUUCAUAUGGGGUCUGGUGAAGGACAGCGCCAUAGAUAAAUAUUUUAUUGGCCUGAAUGAACUCGAUCAAGACAAAGGAUAUGUAUGGACGGAUGGCACCCCGGGCGAUUACCUCAACUGGGCCCCAAACGAACCAAAUGAUGCCGGAGGGUCAGAGAGAUGUGUCUCUAUGUAUGUAAGAACUGCCCAAUGGAAUGAUGAUCAUUGUACCACCGAACGUCCGUUUAUCUGUAUGAAGAAGCAGGGUGGUGGAACGUUCCCUCCUAGAACAAUCCCUCCACCUCUACCCGGCAAUUGCCCAAAGAUGUUCAAACCUUUCGGCAACAAAUGCUUCAUGUUCGUCGAUCCACCCAAAGAAGGACGAUUAAAUGCCACUCAGGCUCGAGAUCAAUGCAGAGCAUAUGGGGCGAACUAUGAUCUAGCCUCAAUAACAAACGAAAGGGAAGCAGCUUUUGUGACGAGUCAGAUGCUGGGCAAGACUUCAGAUCUUUUCAUUGGAUUUGUAAGGCGUGGCAAGAAAUUCAGAUGGCUGGACAAUUCUAUCGUCACUUACACCAACUGGUUCCACGGGGAGCCAAACUUUGCUGGAAGAAAGGAAUAUUGUGUGAGGGUCAGAAGAGCUCAGUUUGCCGCUGGAAAGUGGAAUGACGUACCGUGUGAAGGAACGUCAGGGUGGAUUUGUGAAACAUACAAACAGACAAGCAUUCCAACACCAGAACCCCCAGCGCCAUCUUCCUGCCCCACUGGAUUCACAUCCUGGAACGAGAAUUGCUACAUGUACGUCUCCUCCCUCAGGACCUGGGACCAGGCUUCUUCCUAUUGUUCUCAGCAAAGCACCUCUAAGUUAACAGGGAUUCUAAGUGCUUAUGAGCAAGGCUUUGUGUACAGUGUACUGUUGAAGAAUAAUCCCAACCAGGCUCUAUGGUUAGGAUUGAGUGAUAGAAUGGUUCCUGGUACAUACAGAUGGGUGACAGGAUGGCGUCUAUAUUUCUCCAACUGGGGGAGCAACCAACCGUCACGUGACAAUGGAGGAUGUGUUCAAAUGAAUCCUAAUGGUAAAUGGAGCGAUGAAGACUGCAAUGGACAGAGAUCUUUUAUUUGUAAAAUUUCAAAUGAUGGUGGUCCACCAGUUGAACCACCCGCUGGUGAUGGCUACUGCCCUGAUGGAACAGAUGACGACAAAGACUGGGUGAAGUACAAUGGUUUCUGCUACCUCUUCCGUCAGACGCUCAACAAGAAGUUCGCAGACGCUGCUCAUGAAUGCAAUAUGAAGGGGGCUGAAAUGGUUUCCGUCCAUGACCAGCUCGAACAUAACUUCAUAUAUACACAUCUGUCACAUGAUGCAAGAUGGGCGCUCUGGAUUGGGUUAAUCAGGCAAAGAUCCGGAUCCUGGGUUUGGAGAGACCAGAGUCCGGUUGAUUUCACCAAGUGGAACAAGGGAGAGCCCAAUGAUCCGGAUGGAAAGAACAACGAAGACUGUACGGAGAUGUAUGCUUACUAUGCCAAUGGUGGCUGGAACAAUAUCCCAUGCACCGUACAGAGAGGAUAUAUUUGUAAAGUAGAACAAGUGUCAGAACGCACAACCAUCACACAACCCCGGACCAACCCACCUCCACAGAGUUCAACCACUCGGAUAACAUAUCCACCGGGUGUAAGCACACCAAGUACUACACCAAGACCAGGUCAAACCACUAAAUGGAUCCCUCCCUGGUUAAGGACCACAGUAAAGACGACAACAGGGGGUGCUGGGAGGUGGACAACUUGGGGACCAUUCACCUGGCCUACCUGGAGUAGAGAGCCUCCAACUAUGGGCCCUUCACAAAUUGUAGCUACUGCACCACCUCCGUCAGUAACCACAGGCACAAUAGUUGGAAUAGUAAUAGUGGUAUUGAUAGCAAUUGUAGUUGGUAUCAUUGCCUUUAAAUUCCUGCAAAAUAGGAGGGCCAAACAAACGAACCUUGCAGAUGCAUUCGACAAUCCCGCUUAUUCUGUCUCGGAGGGGUCUGUCAACAAUAUGCCAAAAUAUGGUUCUGAUACCACUGCGUAG